Messenger RNA from Liolophura sinensis, 7324 nucleotides. Its product is annotated as probable E3 ubiquitin-protein ligase MID2. The transcript has 7 exons. The record is from RefSeq and is a predicted model, not a curated record. The coding region runs from base 83 to 1867 and encodes 594 amino acids. Lineage: Eukaryota; Metazoa; Mollusca; Polyplacophora; Chitonida; Chitonidae. Gene Ontology annotation, molecular function: protein binding; ubiquitin protein ligase activity; zinc ion binding.
UCUUGUGUUUCAGUCUGCGCAGAUUUGUCACAUAUCGAAGCACGGUGUUAAUUAUUUUGACAGGAACAAAAACGAGCUCAUAAUGGCCGAAAGCAAGCAGAAUCGGGAUGAUGUUCUCACAUGUUCGAUAUGUAUGGAAAUAUACCGGCAACCGGUAAUACUACCCUGUCAGCACAGUUUUUGUAGGAAAUGCAUUCAUUUGUAUGCUGACAAGUCUAAAUCUGUGCAGACAGAUGAGACCUCUGACAGCACGGGGAGUGAGGACGAUCAUCAGCAGAUAGCAUGCCCUGUGUGUCGGGCAUCGACCAGUCUGGGGAGAGAAGGUGUGGCUGGUCUGCCUCCCAACUUUCACCUGGCGGAAAUUGUGGAGAAGUUCUCUGCUGUAAAGGUUGAGGAUGACGCCCCAUAUUGUUCUCUGUGUGAGGAGGAAAAUCCUGCUAAAGCUGUCAAGUUUUGUACCAACUGUGGUGUGUUCUACUGUCAGGAAUGUCUUGCUAUUUGUCACCCAAUGAGGGGGCCUCUGAAACGUCACCGACUGAUUUCGUCCCUGGAGUACCUCUCCCAGGAAACUUCACAGGGUCAAGUCAGCAGGGACCACCAAUCAACGCAGCAGCAGCAGCCGUCAUGUGCUGGACACGGUCAGCCAUUCGGCUUGUACUGUGUACCAUGCAGGAUGGUGAUCUGUAUGGGGUGUGUGGUUGACCAUCCGAAACACGCUGUGCUAGAUAUAAAAUCAGCAGCUGAGAAUGACAAGCCAGUGGUUUUGAAAAAGAUUAGUGAACUAGAGAAAGUGCUGCAAGAAACUAGAAAAUCACUGUCAAGAGUUAUGAGGCUGCACAAGAAGAUACAGGAAAACCAGGAACUUCACACUCAGGAGGUAGAAAAAGAAUAUGAUGCAGCCUUGGAAGCCUUACAAGCCUGGAGGCAGCACUCCUUAGAUGGUAUAAAAACCCGCUAUUCACAGUGGAAUAUGGAGUGCAGCUCUAUACUUAAACAUCUCCAGCUACAUGCCCAAGAAAUAGAGGGGAUGAUAAAGGCAUGCAAAGAUUUGUUAGGCUCAGAGGACGUCGAGUUUUUACAGGGUUCCACGGGCUUAUCCAAAACAAUUGACGACCAGCUGAAUGAGAUAAGAGCAGAUCUGGAAAAACAUGAGGUCAACAAACAGAAGCUUCUAGAUUUUGUACAAGAUGACGUUGUUGUCCCCAGACACGUGACAGUAAAAGAGACAAUGCAAGAAAGUCAGGACGUAGAAGCAGCAGUCGGUGGACAAAAGUCACACCCACGUGUUACAAAGCCCACGCUGAGAUUCACAGAGACAGACGACAGGAAGCUGAGAAUCACUGACAGCGGCUGUAUGGUAAAGGAUGAGGACUUGUCCAAUAGGUGGAGGAGAGCUGUGACAGACGGGCAUUACCAGACGGGCAGGUACUACUGGGAGAUACACAUCACCUGUUCACCUGGCUGUCACUGUUAUGUAGGAGUUACACAGGAGAGCUGUGAUGUGAGUGAGGAGACAGACCCUGGCUGUAACACCUGGUACAUUGGGAUGAUGUACCGUGGUGAUGAGGUCAAGUGUUUUAGUCACAGUGGUGGUGAGAUCAAACCUGACUAUCGACAGUACAGACUUUACACACGACCUCAUCACCUGGGUGUGUACCUGGACUGUGAUAACCACACCCUGACAGUCCUGGACUGUGACAACAACCAGGAAAUGUACACAGUCAGUGAUGUUAUCGUCACAGAGCCUCUCGUGCCAUGCGUUGAGUUUGAUGUCGGGUCUGGAUCUGUGUCUGUGUCUGCUCGUCUGGUAACGGGUGACUCUGCAACUCUGCCUCCAGUUCUCUGUAAUAUGAUAAGCACUUCCUGACCAUCGGGUAAUUAUUUAUUACAUCUUUUCCAUCAUAUUAUAAUUUGUUGAAAUAGACUUUAAUUAGUUUUUUUUUUAAACAAACUGACCAGUUUGCACAUAGAUAGUUUAGUCAAUGUCAGCAGUGUGGCUAAUUCAUUAUGUAUAGCUUCUUCUGCAAAGUGGUGAGAGAUCUGUUACAAGCUUAUAGCGUCUGUCUGACUUGUCCUGAACAUCAGUGUCAGUUUUCUUCCAGACAAAAUACAUGUAGAUAAUGACUGGGUGGUUUUAUUUUUAGUAAUGGAGGCUUGUAAAUCAGCAUAAUCAGGAGUGUCACUGAGCAAAACAGGUCACAGUUUAUAUGGUCAACAUGGCACCUGUAGAAAUUCUUGUUGUAUUAUAUAACUUUAGAUCCUAUGAAAAAAAUGAAAUGAGAGAAAUAUCCCUUACCUUUUUAGGUUAGACGAGAGCAUUGAUUGUCCUUAGUAAUUAUGUAGUAAAUCUUCGACCUAAAAAUGUAUAUACCCUAUCUUUCGUGUGGCACCAUGCCAUACCUCCACAUCCAGCUUGCACUUUUGUCUACAACAUUCUCAGCUACCAGCUUUCUUUAGCUGCAGUGGCUGAAAGUGAAGUCAUAACAUUUUCUUACCUUGGUAACCUCAAGAGAGAUUGGCAGUAACAAUGGGGAAAAAGUUUUCAGUUCCAUCCCAAACAAAUAAAAUUCUGAUGUAUUUUAUUUAAACGUGUUAGAUGCAAAGUAGCAUAGCAGAAAUUUAUAGUGUAUGAACAACUUAAAUGCCUCUUUGUCAGUUUUAUCCUAUCAGUCGGACUUCAUUUUGGAGGCAAAUCUUGGACCCUGCAUUUCCUUAAAAUGCAACACUUGUUGUCCUUAGAUGCUAAAAUUAUACCACUUCUCCCCAGCUGUGCAGAAGUUAUGAAAAAAUUGCUAGGCCUAUCCCGACUUGUACCUGUAGAAAUGAAUGAAAAAAAAAACAAACAAAUUUUUAUUAUUAUUGUUGCAUCGACAGCACAUUUAAUCAAAUUUCAUCAAAGAUAAGAAACAGAUCAACUUUCAGACCUAUUUUGAAACACAGCAUUAGCAUAUUUAAUGUUGUAAAGUCACUGUGCAUACUACAAAAUUGCACUACAUAAUUAUGCAUUGCUAUACUAAGUGUCAUACAUGUAUGUAGGUAUUUCACAAUAUGUGAUGUAAAUAACUUGCUACGUCUAAUUAUAAACAUCCUGAAACAGUUCUGGUCAAAUAAAUGCAAUCUGACACUCACCUGUGUAAUUGGAAUUUGGAAAGACAAGCCUUAUGUUAAAGUGAGAGGGGGGGAAUUUUGCAUAAAUAGCAGGAUGGGGGCUGGGGUGGAGGUAGAUUGGUUUGGAGUUGUAAUGGUUUGUAAUAACUCAUGGUAAAUAUCCCAAAAGUAGUCCAGUUAAGUUAAGACACUCAUAACUUGACCUUAUCACAAUAAAAGUGAUCAGGCACAAUUGGGUUUUUGGAUUUUUUCUUUGAUUUUCCUUUACUAUUUAUGCAGUAAAUUUGCCAAAUUCAGCCUCAAAAAUAUAUAUCCCGUACUAAACUUUCAUGUUGUACCAUGCCAUACCUGUACAUGGAGUUUGCACUUUUCUCUACCACAUAUCAGAAAUCAACCUUGCAUUAGAGCCAUUUGUAUGAACUGUGGUUGCUGGAGGUGAAGUCAUAACAUCUUCUUAUCUUGGUAGCCUUCAUGGUGUGGGUAGUGAUACUGGGCAGAAGGUUUUUAGUUCUCUCCAAAACAAUUAAAAUUCUGACAUAAUUAAACUGGAAGCAAAAUAGCAGCGCAGAAAUUUAUAGUGUGUCUUUGUGGCAGUUUUAUCCAGUUUUUUCAGUGCCCAUUCAAACUUCAGUUCGGAAGAAAUCUUGGACUCAAUUGCCCGAAUUGGGCUUGUGUAACCUAUAAGGUGUACUAGAGGUAUACUUGAAUCACAUCUGAGGUGUACCAUUCAGGUGUAGCAUAUCUGAAGGUGUGUCUGAGGUACACAUGUACUUGGGGGUGUAGGUCUACAUGUAUGUGAGGUGUAUUGAAGGUGAAUCUGAGGUACUGUGGUUGGUAAAAAGAUGAUGCCUGAGGUGUAUCUGAGGUACAGGUGGAGGUAUAGCUCUGGUGUAUGCUAUUGGCAAGGUGGAUUUACCUGAGUGUAACAUUUAACACACUGUUUUCACUUUUAUUUGGGUAGAGAACAACCCCAACACACUAAGGUAAUGGCUGUAUUAAUAUAGAUAAAUUUAAAUUGUCAGUCUGUAAGUGCUUGCAGUUCUUUGUUUAUGGAAUCUGUAAUUUCCAGCUGAUUUACAACAACAACAGUGAUUUACAUUUACAUGAGGUGCUUGAACAAAGUUUAGUGCUACUCUUUUUCUAUGCACUUUAGAUGUGUGUAUGUGCUCACACUUUACAAAUUCAGCCCCAGGAAGUAUCAGUCAUUGCACAAUUGGGUUCUCCCACAACCUGGAAUAUGUACAUUGUUAAGGACAGCCAUCUUUGAAUAAUCAGGAAAAAAUAUACAUCUAUCCAUGCUCUGUGGUUGGUGAAUAUUUGCAUGCUGAAUGCCAAGUGUGUACUGGCUGAGACAAAGGCUUUGUUUUAUUUGUUUUAUUUAUUUUGUAAACAUUUUCUUUUGGACAUUUGUAAUUUUGUAGUCACCAUUUUGUUUGAAGUAUGAUGCCUGAAUCUGAUCUCUUAUUUUAAAACUUUAAAAAAGUUGCUGAGUUUGCUGCUGAUCACUUAAUUAUGAUAAAAAAACUUUUAAAGUUUCUGAGGUGAAGCUUAGGUACAUCGUCUAACAUGUUCAAGUGUUAAUACUUUUCAAAGUUGCUAAGGUGUAUUUGAGGCAUAUUAUCUCAUGUUCUAUGUUCUUUAGGUAUAUCUGAUGUAUAGACAUAUGGCUGGUGUAAACUUGAGGUACAGUACACCUCAGGUAAUAUAGAUGGGAUGUACAUCUCUAUACCUGGCUCUGAGGUGUAGGUGAGACACACACCCCAUAUACACCUCAUUUAUACCUUACACUGUGAUGUUCACCUCAUGUCUGUAAAGGAUAUAACGUGUCAGUUAAAGUCACCUUUUUCAGCGUAAUCCAACAGGAACCUCUAGUAAAGCGCCCUAUUUCAACACCUUUUUUUUCUAUUUUAAUAGAAGUUUGUUUAGGCAGAAUACACACAAAACAUUUUUUCUGUUAACCUAUCCUGUAAGGUAUGGCUAAUCCCAUGUUCAACAAAGUUUGGUUAGCAUGCCAAUUCGGCGCAAUCCUCUCACAAAUGCUGACAUCCUCUCAAGCUGUAGGUGAGAAGGUCUUGCAGCAACCUGCGGAUGGUUAUGUGUUUUUUCCGGUCUCUGCCCGGUUUCCUCCCACCAUAAUGCUGGCAGCUGUGGUAUAACUAUGUACAGCUUAAACACCAAUCAAAUAACUCAAAUGUUGAUAUCAUUCUUUCGUGUAUGUUUGGCCUUUUUUGAUUUUACUUUGUGUAUUGAAACUUUGCCUUUACUAACACAUUGUCACUACACAUUGUACCUGGCCAUAGUUUGACUAAAUACAUGAAUAGUGUUAUGCAUUAGAGUGUAAACGUGUCACAUGUCUACAGUAUUAAACAUUUUGAGAAGUUUAUGAGAUGUCUACACUCAAUAUAAACAUUUGUUUACUGGAAUAUGUCUUUUUGUUAAUAUAUCCACCCCAUUACUAUGUAAAUAUCGGAUGUGUUUACCAUUAUAAACACAUCUCUUAGUUACGAGACUUUUCUUUUAUGAAUAAAAACUAAUAUUGUAUCAGAAAUGUGUUUAAAAACUAAACUUGUUUUUCAGUAUGUAAGCUAUGUGAGGAAAGAUGUUAAGCAUUUAUAUUAUAAAUUAUAAAUAUUCCCUUUAAACGAGAUUUGCAUGUAAUUGCUGUGAUGUUAGAUAAUAUGCAUUACUGCACAUUGUAUUUACUGCCCAGGUAGAUCCCUGUAAGUAAUACACCGUGUCUGGUGAUUAUAUAUGAUGGCAUUGUGAUAAUUUGGCCCAGUGCAAAUCAUAUGUUUUAGCUGUAUUAUAUGCUCUUCUUAAUACAUGUAUAUACUUUGAUUACAUGUAUGCUGUGUGUCGGUUGUUUAAGGAUUUUGUUCAGAAUAUAGAUUGCGUUUGGCUUGAAAGUGCUUAGUCCGGUGAACUGAUAGGUGUAUAGUUGUUACACCGCUUUUCUUUGGUUUUUCUCUUACAAAUUUGAUGUAAACAAUCUUGUCCACAAUUUUUCUUUCAAAAACCUAAUCAAUUUUUGUUCAAUUGAGCGGUAAUUCUCUUUUAUUGCAUAGGUAUAUGAAUAACUACAACAUGAGCUAUCUCCUUCUUGUGUUUAAGCAGCAUCACCCAGAGCUGUAGAUCUACACGUGCUUAAAGUAUAUUGACAUGUAUAAUAUACACCCUGGCAUUGUCUGCUUGUAAGACACUCACAGCCAACUAGUAAUGACACAUAUCCCUAUUCGUGCUCUACAGAAUGGGUAGAUAGUUCCAUUUUAAGUUAACCUCAAAGACCACCAUUCGUCUCCAAGUUGAUGUGCAGCUCAUGUAUCCAAACGCUUGAUAUGUUGCAAUGUGCGAGUUGCUCAGGGUGUUUUUGCUUCAAAGUCUCCAUACAUGUAGGUUAAAACACACAACAAUAUGUCCAUCUAAAAUCAGCUGGAAAAUCAUCUUUGAUUUUUGCACUUAGCAAAUGUAAAAGUCUGGCUUUGAGUAAUUCUAGACCAUUGACGUAUAAUAAAUUGCAAUUAACAUCACUUCAUUUGUUUUACCUAAUUCUGCUUAAGCCAUGGUGCUAGGGGACAUGUAAAUAGCUACUGUUUAUGCAUUUACAUGAAGAGUUAGAGUAAACCCUUGGCUGAGGUAAAUUGACAAGAGGUUGUAUUUCGCGGGUUAUGUUUGACCAUAUGCCAGCUAUAACACUGUUGUCGCCUCUCUGGUUUGAUUCUCUAUGCUGUCAGUCUUUACAGGCAUGAGAUGUGUCCUCUUUUUGGAGGAAUUCCUCUUUAUUUAUAAAAAAAUACAUCAGAAAAAUGUUCAGAAUUUAAUUUAGAACUGCUAAAAAUGAGAAAAUUGUGAUUUGUAGUUUUCUCUUUUUCAACCCAGUGACUGUCCUCAUCCGUGUCUGUAAGCAUUUUGUACCUGAUUUACUUUAAUAGGCGGUGUCAUCACUAGUACUGUAGCUGUGACAACCUGUGGUCAAGAUUAUGAGGUCAUCUAUCAGAGCAUUGCGCCAUUGCAACUGCUUGCUGUUGUUUUGAUGUCAGUUGUAUUUGUAUUCAUCUACAUGUAUGAUUCAGUGAUAUUUUGCCAUUUUCUGUCCUUUGAGUUCCAACUUCUGAGAAAUGCGAUAAAUAGAAAGAAGUGAUUGUGUAUUAUCUAAUUCUGGUUUAAAUGAUUGAGUUGGUGUCAGUGAAAUGUAAUAAUACACUCGUAAAACCAUGAA